AUGUCCUCUCUACUCUUCUACCUCCUCACCCUCAUCACGAUCCUCACCGCCACGGUCCACACGCUUCUCUUCCUCGGUCGAGUCCUCAAGAACGAUGCUCUCGAAUUCUACGGCCGCUUCCUGGCCGGCUCAAUAGCGCUCUUCGUCUGCGCGCUGUAUGGCAUGAUCGCAUCGGCGGUGCUCAAUGUCGUCGGAUAUGGAGGACUUGGGCAAUGGACGACAGCGCGGGCGUACAAGUGGACAAUGCUUCUCGUGACGGGAGUGUGGUUUGAUAUUCAUGACGGUGGAGCUCCAGGUGGUGGUUCUGCGGGAGGAUGGCUGGAUAAGACGCGACCGGCCGUGUUCGUCGGCAACCACCAGUCGGAAUUGGACAUUUUGUCCUUGGGACACAUCUUCCCAAAGUACUGCUCGGUCUCGGCCAAGGCGAGCUUGAGGUACAUGCCUCUGCUAGGAUGGUUCAUGUACCUCUCGAAAACCGUCUUCAUCGAACGCGCCUCUCGAGAAAAGGCCCUCGCCGCUUUCGCCGACGCCGCCAAACAAAUGCACGAUGCCCGACAGAGCGUCUACAUCUUCCCCGAAGGCACCCGCAGCUACUACGACCACGCCGACCUCCUCCCAUUCAAAAAGGGCGCCUUCCACCUCGCGAUCCAGGCACAAGUCCCGAUUGUCCCGGUCGUGGUCGCAAACUACAGCCACAUUCUCAACGUCAAAGCGCGCCGUUUCACGACUGGACGCAUUCCGAUCAAGAUCCUAGAACCGAUCUCAACGAAGGGAUUGACGAAGGAUGAUGUUGACGAUCUUCUUGAGAAGGUCAGAAGCUCGAUGUUGGCGGAGCUGAAGACACUCACAGCAGAGGCUCGC
This is a messenger RNA of Dissoconium aciculare CBS 342.82, 861 nucleotides long. Its product is annotated as acyltransferase-domain-containing protein. Gene Ontology annotation, molecular function: 1-acylglycerol-3-phosphate O-acyltransferase activity. The record is from RefSeq and is a predicted model, not a curated record. Gene Ontology annotation, biological process: phosphatidic acid biosynthetic process. Lineage: Eukaryota; Fungi; Ascomycota; Dothideomycetes; Mycosphaerellales; Dissoconiaceae. The annotation marks the transcript as partial. Gene Ontology annotation, cellular component: endoplasmic reticulum; membrane. The transcript is spliced from 2 exons.